AUGUGGAAAAUAGUUGGGUCGCUUUUUAUUUUGCUUUUUAUGUUAAUCACUUCUACAAUUGGACAGUAUAGUAAACAGCCAUGCUUUCGAUCUGACAACGGACAUCUAUGCGUUGACAGCGCCACUAGUCGCAAUAUUUCUUUGAGUACUAAAGGAAAAGGAUUUAUAAACGUGAAUAAUGAAAACUUACUCCAAAUUAUCGGACUGGCUAAAGAAGCUUCGGAACUAAUCGAUUCGUUUCGAUCAAACGAUUUGCCAGAGAUUGCGGAUACAAUAGAAAAAUUUGUGCCAUUGAUAGAUGGUCCGAGAAGUUUAUCCAGUCGAGUUACCGCUCUGGAAAUGAAAAUUAUAAAUGCGUCAUCGAAAUUCUCUAUAAAGGGUAAAGGUGGAACGACGUUCACCGCAAAUAGAUUAGAAGUCAGACUGACGAAUUUGGAAAAGAAAAUCACUAAUCUCAUUAGUCUUUUGACGAUUAGCGAAUGCUUGAGUAAUCCUUGCCAGAAUGGAGGCACAUGUGUAGAUCUUUAUAACGGGUUUCAAUGUAAUUGUCCACAUAAUUGGCAGGGUAAAUUGUGCGAACUGGAUGUAGACGAAUGUGUAAGGUACAUGCACACGGACUUAGGGUGUCAAAACGGAGCGGAAUGCAAGAACACGCCUGGAAGUUACAAGUGCGCAUGUGCCACUAACUGGUUUGGGUUGCACUGUACGAAAAGGAAUAACGAUUGUAACGGGGAAAUUUCGUCGGAGCUAUGCGGCAAUGGCGUGUGCAUCAAUCAACCGUCGACGGUCGGUUACACGUGCAUUUGCAGUCAGGGUUGGACCACCACGAAUAGCAGACAGCAUCCGGCUUGCACGAAAGACGUGGACGAAUGCAAGGAAAACAAGCACACGUGCUCGACAAACCCACCGGUCGAGUGCAGGAACACCAAAGGGUCGUUUACUUGCGGAAACUGCCCAGAGGGCUACGAGGGAGACGGGUUUGUGUGUACUGACGUCAACGAGUGUUUGGUGAACAACGGUGGAUGCAGCGUGAAUCCCAGAGUUCAGUGCAUUAACACGAGAGGUUCGUUUAAGUGCGAAUUAUGUCCGCCUGGUUAUAGUGGCGAUGGAUUUAAUUGCAUCUAUAAAUCUGGAGGAGCCUGUGCGAUAGACAACGGAGGGUGUCAUCCAAAUGCUGAGUGCACUGUUUAUGCUGAAACAACAAUUCAGUGUACAUGUCGACAAGGGUAUAAUGGUAAUGGUAUAGGGUUGAACGGAUGCAUAGAAAACCAUGGAACUAUAGACCCUUGCCUGAAUAGUCCUUGUGGUUUCCAUGGUGUGUGCCUUCCAAAUUCAACUAAUAGUUUUUUGUGUCAGUGUGACACGGGUUAUAGAGGACGAACAUGUAAUAUUACCGUAGAAAACCCAUGCUUAGUAAAUCCCUGCCUGAACGGAGAUUGUGUCCCUGACCCAAAAUCCGGCGAAUUUCGUUGUGACUGUGAUAGAGGUUAUUUUGGAACCUUAUGUGGGUCAUUUUUAGAAGAAUGUGGUGGUAUUUUCGACACAAAUAAUGGAUCAAUAGAGUAUCCAGAGUCAAAUACAACAUUAACAUAUAAUAGCAACAUGAAUUGUGCGUGGAUAAUUAAUGUAAAUCUGUCUCUAGUCAUAAAUAUAUCAUUUGUUUGGAUUGAUAUUGAAAAAUCAAUAAAUUGUUCUUUGGAUUAUGUUGAAAUUAUAAACAACGACGACGAUGGUGGUAAGGCGUUGGGUAGAUUUUGUGGAAAUAAAUUACCUAUAAACAAUAACAUUAUUUCGGAUUCAAGUUCAGUUAUUAUAAGAUUUCGAUCUGACGCAUCCACAAAUUAUCGAGGUUUUCAGUUAAACUACACAGCAAUACAACCAGACUGUGGUGGUACAUUCAAUAUCGAUUCUCACGGAACAUUAUCUUCUCCUGGUUCUCCAGGUAAAUAUCCAAAUAAUCGUGACUGUUAUUGGACAUUGAAUGCCAUUCCAGGAAAAAGAAUUCAAUUCAAUUUCUUUUCAUUAAGCUUUGAGAACCAUAUAACUUGUAGUUACGACUAUUUAGAGAUUAGAGAUGGUUUUACUCAGCACAGUCCAAUAUUGGCCAAAUUAUGCAAUACUCCUAAGCAAAGUUUGCCUCCUCCUAUAAUAACUUCAAGUUCUCAUGCAAGUUUGCAUUUCCAUUCUGAUAGUCUUGGCCAAGAAUACGGAUUUCAAAUAACGUACAGUGUAAUUGAAGGUGUACCUGGAUGUGGUGGAACUUAUACAAGCACGUCUGGAACCAUAUCUUCUCCCCUACAUUUGACAAGUGAUAGCUUUAACGAUUUGGACAGUUUGAAUUGUGAGUGGCAUAUACAAAUGCCACUUCAUCAGAAACUCAAACUCGAGUUCGUUAAGAAGUUUGGCAUUAAAUAUUCUACAAAUUGUUCAAAAGAAUUCUUGGAAAAAUAUAAGAUAUUUAUAUUCUUACAAAUUCACGAUGGCCCCAGUAUAAAAUCUCCAUUAAUUGGUCGUUAUUGUGGUUCAACUAGAUAUACUCAACCAAUAACCACAAACAGUAAUGAAGUUACUCUUCUUUUUAUAUCAAAUUUUUCAUCAAUAAUUGAAGGGUUUACAAUUAAAUAUGAUAUAUUAUGUGGUGGAACAUUUAUUGAUAGUAAUGGUAUAAUCGAAUCGCCAUUCUAUCCAAUACCAUACCCAGAAAAAAAAAUAUGUGAGUAUCUAAUCGAACAACCAGUUGGCAAAGCUAUUCGAUUAUCAUUUUUGGAUAUGGAUAUGGAUGUUAAUUAUCCAUCAUGUUAUUUAAAUUCGUUAGAGAUCAGGGACGGGGACAAUUCGAAUUCAACUAUAAUCGCAUUGCUAUGUGGAAAUAUUCAAAAACUUCCCAAACUUCCAUACAUAUCAACACAUAAUUAUAUGUUGUUAAAAUUUUCGAAUGUCGAUUCGCAUUUAUAUUCUAAUAAAGGAUUUCGGGCUAAUUAUUCAACCAUUGAUAUAACAUGUGGUGGUAUAUUAAAGGAACCGUCUGGUACCAUACAAUCACCGAAAAAUCCGGAAAAAUAUUUAAAAUAUCAGAUUUGUAAUUGGAUUAUAUCUGUAAAUGAAUCUAGUCAAAUUCGAUUAAAUUGGGUAUCAUUUUCUUUGGAUAACCAUCUCACUUGUAAUAAUGACUAUGUUGAAGUCUAUGAUAAUAGUAUUCAAGGAAACGCAUCAAAAAUUGCCAAAUAUUGUGGAUCUAAAGUUCCACCUGUAUUAACUUCAUUAGGUAAUCGUCUGACAAUAGUAUAUAAAACUGAUCAUUUAGGAGCACUGGAUGGGUUUAUGUUAAAUUAUACUUCUAUAAAUAAAGCAGAAGCAUGUGGUGGAAACUUCUUCACCUCAGAAGGUUUUAUUACGUCACCAAAUUUCCCAAACGACUAUCCUCCUAGGAUGGAUUGUAAAUGGACCAUAAAUGUACCAGUCUCAAAUCAGAUUGAGUUGAACUUCACUCAAUUAGAUCUCGAAGAGAGUCGUGACUGUAGUUAUGAUUUUGUUGAAAUCCGAAAUGGUGGAUAUUCUACAUCACCUUUAAUUGGAAAGUAUUGUAGAUAUAUAACUCUUCCUACUUUAUCAUCAUCAGGAAAUUCACUUUUUAUAAGAUUUGUAUCUGAUGAAACUAGAGGACUUAAAGGUUUUUUCAUGCAAUGGUAUACAACAGCCAGAGGUUGUGGUGGAACUUUGAAUUCUGGUCAAGGGCAUAUCGUAUCUCCUAACUAUCCAUUACCUGUACAAGAAACAUUAGAAUGUUAUUACAAGAUAAAUGUAGAACAAGGAAGUCGUAUCAGCAUUAAUAUAUUAGAUCUACAGUUAGUAACAGACAAUGUUCCUGGAUUAUUGUGUAAUGACGAUUUUCUCGAAUUUUAUGAUGGUGGAAGUUCUGUUAGUAAAUCAUUAGGAACAUUUUGUAAUUAUACUCAAACAUAUAAAGUUUUACAUUCAACAUCAAAUCAAAUGUAUAUUAAAUUUAGAAGUAGUGGUUUUUCUAAAGGUAGAGGUUUUUCGUUAACAUAUGCCACUGACUGCCAUGUAAAUUUAAAGGGAUAUCAAGGCGCGAUUGAAAUGGUUAAAGAAAAAUAUGCAAGCAGAAAAAUAUGUGUGUGGACAAUUAUAGCCCCCAAAGGAAGUAAAAUUAAUAUAACUUUUACUGCAUUUAAAAUAUCACCUCAUAGCAUCCCGUGGAUAGAUGAAUACGGCGAUUACGAAGACGACGACGACGACGAGAUUUUAUAUUCACCUUUUCGGUAUAUUCAGGGUCAAAAUUUACAGUACUAUUUAACAUAUCCGGGAAAUUUAAAUAACAUUACAAAACAUUUUGUGUUGUGGUUAAAAAAUAUAAAAACUGCAAGGUGCGGCUAUUAUUGA
Molecule: messenger RNA, 4401 nt
Organism: Macrosiphum euphorbiae (potato aphid)
Lineage: Eukaryota; Metazoa; Arthropoda; Insecta; Hemiptera; Aphididae
Source: the annotation of a GenBank genome assembly